UCCAAAGAGUUUAAAAGACCGCUUUCGUUUCACUUUGGGCUACUUUCUUACUUCACUAGCUAUGAUCUCUCACUGUCCGCUUCUCCCUCUACCUCUCUCACACUUUCUUCUUCUUCUUCCAUUGUUUUUCACUUCAGUUGCUUCUCAAUGCAAGAAUCCACCAAUUAUCUUCAACUUUGGAGACUCCAACUCUGACACUGGAGGACUCGUUGCUGGACUUGGCUUCCCUGUCAAUCUCCCUAAUGGCCGUACAUUCUUUCAUAGAUCAACUGGUAGAUUAUCUGAUGGAAGGCUCCUGAUUGACUUCCUUUGUCAAAGCUUGAAUGCUAGCUUUCUAAGCCCAUACCUGGACUCACUGGGGGGGUCCGGGUUCACAAAUGGUGCCAACUUUGCAGUUGUCGGGUCUUCUACUCUCCCUAAAUAUGUACCCUUCUCGUUGAACAUUCAACUAAUGCAGUUCCUUCAUUUCAAAGCUCGCACUCUUGAACUUGUCACUGCUGGUUUUGGAAAUUUCAUCACCGAUGAAGGGCUCCGAAAUGCGCUUUACAUUAUUGACAUUGGUCAAAAUGACAUUGCUGAUUCAUUCUCCAAAAAACUGUCUUAUGCACAAGUAACCAAAAGGAUUCCCUCCGUCAUUUUAGAGAUUGGAAAUGCUGUGAAGGUUUUGUACAAUCAAGGAGGCAGAAAAUUUUGGAUACAUAACACUGGACCACUAGGCUGUCUCCCUCAAAAGCUUUCGCUAGUUCAGAAGAAGGAUCUAGAUCCAAUUGGAUGUAUUUCAGAUUACAACAGGGCAGCAGGAUUGUUCAAUGAAGGACUGCGUAGAUUAUGUGAAAGGAUGGGGUCUCAAUUGUCCGGAGCAACUAUAGUCUAUGUAGAUAUCUACUCAAUCAAAUACGAUCUCAUUGCCAACUCCUCCAAAUAUGGUUUUUCGAGUCCAUUGAUGGCAUGUUGCGGUUCUGGAGGACCUCCGUACAACUAUGAUAUAAGAGUAACAUGCAGUCAGCCUGGCUAUCAGGUCUGCGACGAAGGAUCCCGAUAUGUAAGUUGGGAUGGAAUCCAUUACACUGAAGCAGCUAAUUCGAUCAUAGCCUCCAAAGUGCUGUCAAUGGCUCACUCUUCACCGAGCAUUCCAUUUGAUUUCUUCUGCCGCAAUUGAACAGCAUCCAAGAAGGAUGGUAUCUCCAUAUAAGCUAUUUUCUCUGUAGUUUUAUUUCCUUGGACAAUAGCACCAAACAAAAGUAUGGUGCAGCCUGUGAUAGAGAAGAUUUCACUUUUGUCGAAAGAGGGUUGUAAUUGUAAACAUGCCACCAUGAAAAACUGGCUAUUGGCCUUCUAAUAAGGAAUCGGGAGGAUUAGCUUUGUUCUCUCAUAUAUUUCCUA
Messenger RNA from Populus euphratica (Euphrates poplar), 1383 nucleotides. Its product is annotated as GDSL-like Lipase/Acylhydrolase superfamily protein. Gene Ontology annotation, molecular function: hydrolase activity, acting on ester bonds. The coding region runs from base 62 to 1159 and encodes 365 amino acids. Gene Ontology annotation, cellular component: chloroplast stroma. NCBI's taxonomy places the organism in Eukaryota, Viridiplantae, Streptophyta, Magnoliopsida, Malpighiales, Salicaceae. The record is from RefSeq and is a predicted model, not a curated record. The transcript has 5 exons.